Messenger RNA from Darwinula stevensoni, 525 nucleotides. The record is from the annotation of a GenBank genome assembly. NCBI's taxonomy places the organism in Eukaryota, Metazoa, Arthropoda, Ostracoda, Podocopida, Darwinulidae.
AUGACGUUGAAUCGACGAGCAUGUACACAAGUCCUCAUCGUCCGACGGACAGAUAAGACGGGGUCUGGUCGAUUCCAAAACUUCCAGUCUUUCAGGUUCCGUCGUAGAACUCGGAAGCCUUUUCUUUCAGCGGUCGUCUCUCCCCAGAAGUUUUCAGCCAUGGUGAAUAUGAAAGUGGCCUACGGAUUGGGCAUCUGUCAGACGGGCCUGACGAUCAUCUGCUUGGCCUUGUUCCGGUCCAAGUACCUGAUGGCGGACGUCCUCAGUUACGACCAGUUCGCGACAAAGCCGGAGCCGAUGGCGCUGGCGAGCGACCGGACGAACCUCCUGAUCGGGACGCUCAUCGCCUUCAUCAUCUUCACGCCGGCUCUGCUCAUCUGCUACGCGCUCGGACAGGGCGAUAAAGACACACCGAUUGCCUUCGCCUACGAGGGUAUCAUUCAUAAUGAUUUCGUUCCCGAGAGUCAGGCAGCUAACGGACUGAUCUGCGAGGAGGCACCAACUGAUGAUCGGGUGAAACGGUGA